AUGGCUCUUGACAUUAGAACCCAGGCCCUGAAGAAGCCCGUUGACGUGGCAGAGUACCUCUUCACGCGUCUCCGCCAAGUUGGCAUUGAAUCAAUCCACGGCUUGCCUGGCGACUACAACCUCGCCGCACUCGACUACAUCCCCAAGGCCGGCCUGCGCUGGGUAGGCAAUUGCAACGAGCUCAAUGCUGGCUACGCCGCAGAUGGAUAUGCUCGCGUCAAGGGAAUUUCCGCCAUUGUAACCACCUUCGGCGUCGGCGAGCUCUCAUGCGUCAAUGCUAUGGCCGGCGCCUACUCCGAAUACGUCCCAAUCGUCCACAUUGUCGGAUAUCCCUCGACCGCCGCUCAGAAAGAUGGCAUCCUGCUGCACCACACGCUCGGAAACGGCGACUACAACGUGUUUUCGAACAUCUCCAAGGGCAUUUCCUGCGCAACAUCCCUGCUUAACGACCCAUUCGAAGCCGCUACCCUCAUCGAUCAUGCCAUCCAGGAAUGCUGGGUCAAAUCGCGGCCAGUCUACAUCUCGCUGCCGUCAGAUAUGGUACAAAAGAAGGUUGAAGGAGCGAGACUGGACACACCCCUGCAUCUGGAAUUUGCUGCAAAUGAGACAGAAAAGGAAGACUACGUGGUCGACGUAGUUCUGAAGUAUCUUCAAGCAGCAAAGAACCCCAUAAUACUCGUCGAUGCAUGCGCAAUCCGCCACAGGGCUCUGAAAGAAACCCACGACUUGAUAGUCACCUCCGGCCUCCCCACCUUCGUCGCCCCCAUGGGCAAAGGCGCCGUCGAUGAAAGCCUCCCCAACUAUGGCGGCGUGUACGCAGGAGACGGCUCCAACACCGGUGUCCGCGAGCGUGUAGAAUCCUCCGACCUCGUCCUCAGCAUCGGCGCCAUCAAAUCCGACUUCAACACCGCCGGCUUCACUUACCACAUCAGCCAGCUCAAUACCAUCGACUUCCACUCUAGCUACACCCGCGUGCGCUACUCCGAAUACCCCGGCGUGCGGAUGAACGGCGUCCUAGCAAAGGUUACGGCAAAACUAGGCAAGCUCUCCAUCGAGAAAGGCCCAACACCGACGAAUGAGAUUCCCGAGGAGGAGAUCUUGUCUGGCGAGCCAACAAUCACGCAGGCGUGGUUCUGGCCCAGACUGGGACAGUGGUUGAAACCGAAGGAUAUCGUUAUCACAGAGACCGGCACGGCCAACUUCGGCAUCUGGGAGACGCGUUUCCCAGAGGGUGUCAACGCCAUCUCACAAGUUCUCUGGGGCUCGAUCGGCUACGCGACGGGCUCGUGCCAGGGCGCCGCGCUCGCUGCGAAGGAACUCGGUAUCGAGCGGACCAUUCUCUUCACGGGUGACGGUAGUUUCCAGCUCACGGCGCAGGAAGUGUCGACGAUGCUCCGGAAUAACCUCAACCCAAUCAUUUUCGUCAUUUGCAAUGGUGGAUACACUAUCGAGCGAUACAUUCACGGCUGGACGGACGCCUACAACGAUGUGCAGGAGUGGGACUACAAGUCGCUGCCCAAGGCGUUCGGCGCGAAGCCAGGACAGGCGCAGACGUACCGGGUGGAGACGAAGCAGGAAGUUGAGAUGCUGUUCCUGGACAAGAACUUUGUGGAGAGCAAGGCGCUGAGAUUCGUAGAGUUGGUGAUGUCGUGGGACGAUGCGCCGAAGGCGUUGAAGCUGACGGCCGAGGCGGCGGCGAAGCGGAAUGCGGAGUAA
Molecule: messenger RNA, 1716 nt
Organism: Mytilinidion resinicola
Lineage: Eukaryota; Fungi; Ascomycota; Dothideomycetes; Mytilinidiales; Mytilinidiaceae
Product: pyruvate decarboxylase-like protein
Exons: 4
Coding region: 1-1716 (571 amino acids)
Molecular function (GO): thiamine pyrophosphate binding; carboxy-lyase activity; magnesium ion binding
Source: RefSeq, a predicted model, not a curated record